Molecule: messenger RNA, 2275 nt
Organism: Linum tenue
Lineage: Eukaryota; Viridiplantae; Streptophyta; Magnoliopsida; Malpighiales; Linaceae
Source: the annotation of a GenBank genome assembly
AGCGUGCCAAUAAGAAAGCGAAACGGAAGAAACCAAUGGAAAAAAGGAGAGAAUAGAAUAAAAAUUCCACCUCCCCGAAAGCCGAAACCCCCCUCGUCGAAUACAUCCCGUCGGCCGACGAGUGUCGCCGCCUUUGCCUCUUUCCUUUUCUCUCACUCUCCUUUCGUUUUCGCUGAACUGUAGCUUGCCGCAGGAAACCAAACAUCGCUGCCCUCCUCGCUGCAACUCUUGCUUCAACGCUGCCGGUGUCAAGACUCAAGAUAUUAGGUAGCUUGUUUGAGGUGAAGUCAAUCCUCGAAAAUGGCAGCGUAUGUAGUUGCUCGGCGCCGGUCACUUGGGUGGAUCACUUCACAACUUGGCGAGUCAUCUCCAUCAGUGGUCCGUUGUGCUACUCUAUGGAGAUCAUAUUCAACUUCCUUCAGGGAAGAGCGAGACACUUUUGGACCUAUUCAAGUUCCAUCUGAUAAAUUGUGGGGUGCACAAACUCAGAGAUCAUUGCAGAAUUUCGAUAUUGGUGGUGAGCGAGAGAGAAUGCCAGAGCCAAUAGUUCGUGCUUUUGGCAUCCUGAAGAAAUGUGCUGCAAAGGUGAACAUGGAGUAUGGCCUUGAUCCAGCAAUUGGUAAGGCCAUCAUGCAAGCUGCCCAAGAAGUCGCUGAGGGAAAGCUAAAUGAUCAUUUUCCUCUUGUUGUGUGGCAAACUGGCAGUGGGACUCAAAGUAACAUGAAUGCUAAUGAGGUUAUUGCCAAUCGAGCUGCUGAGAUCCUUGGCCAUAAGCGUGGUGAAAAGUAUGUGCACCCAAAUGACCACGUCAAUAGAGCUCAAUCUUCUAAUGACACUUUUCCAACGGUGAUGCAUAUUGCUGCCGGAAUGGAGAUAAACUCGAGAUUAAUUCCGAAAUUGAAUACUUUGCACUCAACCCUUCAUUCAAAGUCUAUUGAAUUUAAGGACAUUGUUAAAAUUGGCCGUACUCAUACUCAAGAUGCAACACCUCUGACACUUGGCCAAGAGUUUAGCGGCUAUACCACUCAAGUGAAGUAUGGAAUUGAUCGCGUCUCCUGCACUCUGCCUCAUAUAUAUCAGCUAGCACAAGGGGGAACAGCAGUGGGGACUGGAUUGAAUACUAAGAAAGGGUUUGACGUGAAGAUUGCCAGAGCAGUAGCCGAGGAGACAAACCUACCAUUUGUCACUGCAGAAAACAAGUUUGAAGCUCUGGCUGCACAUGAUGCCUUUGUUGAAUGUAGUGGAGCUCUGAAUACAAUCGCUACUUCUUUGAUGAAGAUUGCCAAUGACAUAAGAUUGUUAGGAAGUGGUCCAAGAUGUGGUCUGGGUGAGCUCAUUCUUCCAGAAAAUGAGCCUGGCAGCAGCAUUAUGCCGGGGAAGGUUAAUCCCACUCAGUGUGAGGCACUUACGAUGGUCUGUGCUCAGGUUAUGGGAAAUAAUGUGGCCAUCACCGUGGGUGGAUCAAAUGGUCACUUUGAAUUAAAUGUAUUCAAGCCAAUGAUUGCAAGUUGCCUCCUACAUUCUGCAAGACUACUUGGGGACGCAUCUGCUUCUUUCGAAAAGAACUGUGUGAGGGGAAUUCAAGCAAAUAAGGAGCGUAUCUCAAAGUUGUUGCACGAGGUUAGACAUUUUGACAUUCACACACCAUCUGCUGUUUCGCGCUUGAUCCUGACACGUGCGAUAAACCUGCAGAAAAUUGGUUACGACAAUGCUGCUGCAGUCGCCAAGCUUGCCCACAAGGAAGGAAGCACCCUGAAGGAAGCGGCUCUGAAACUCGGAGUCCUGACAAGUGAGGAGUUUGAUACCCUUGUGGUACCUGAGAAAAUGAUUGGACCUACUGACUGAUAGAGUUCUUGAGGAGUUUCCUUUCUGGAUUCCCUUGAGCAAACUGAUUGUUUAAUCUUGGGAUUCAUUUUUUCUUCUUCUUUUGUCACUUGCACAGUGAGUGACGAUUGAUACUCCAUUUUUUCCCCAUUCAAUAAUCGACAUAUUGUUAGAGUUCUCCUUCCUGGACUUUACAGGCGGAGAGAUCAACUGAUGAGGGGCAGAGUAGCUAAAUAAAACAGGGAAGUGACUUCUCCACAUUCAUUUUGUAGACAAAUACAGAACAGUCUUAGAGAUAUUUCCGUUGCUUUGUGAAAGGGAUACCUUUAAGUUACAUCAUAGUGCUUGUCUUGAUUGCUUGAUCUUCUUCGGUAGGGAUUACUUAUUAUUUAAAUCUAGGUAAUAUCUUUGUAUGGCCGAAAUUUUUCACAUAGUAAACAUCCGCCCAAUC